UCGGUGGCCAGGGCCAAAGACACAGCUCACGGGUUUCAAGAAUUAGCAGCCAUGCACAGUCGCUGUCUGCUUCAACACCCACCUCAGAAAAAUAAAUUUUUUCCUUAUUUUUUAAAUUGCUAAAAUACCCUUCAUCACCUUGAGACGACAAUUUAGCCCAAAGUUGUGGAGCUGGAUGAGAUGUGAAGAAAUUGUAAGAUAACAUCACAGCUGAAUUGCUCUCCCUCCAUCUCAGUUUCAAUUUCACCUCUGUUUUCUCUCUGGGUUUUGGGAAUUUUUUAUCACCAAAGACCCGGUUUUUAUGGUCAGUCCAGGAUCUAAGCCUCAUCACUGCGCACUUCACCCGUCUCUUUUGUGAUCUAAAGCCUCAUCUGUCUCCUCCAACCCAAGCUUUCUCGGAGAUUUGAGAUGGGUUUUCCCGGGAAAGGCCAUUAGUGGAGGUUGGGGUUCAAGCUUGAAAUGUUAGAGUUCAAAGAUCUGCAAUGGAAACAAGGCUUGCUGUAGCAUUCUUUCUCGCUACUGUGUCGGUUGUUUUCAGUGCUACAGACCCAAAUGACCUUGCAAUUCUCAAGCAAUUCAGAGAAGGGCUUGAAAAUCCCGAGCUCUUGGAAUGGCCGGCCGCCGGGGACGACCCUUGUGGCCCUCCGAGCUGGAAACAUGUCUUCUGCGUCGGCAACAGAGUGUCCCAAAUCCAAGUCCAGAAAGUCGGCCUGAAAGGCCCUCUUCCGAAGAGCCUCAAUCAGUUAACCAAGCUCUCCAAUUUGGGGCUCCAGAAGAACCAGUUCACCGGAAUGAUGCCAUCUCUAAGUGGGUUGUCGGAACUAGAAUACGCCUUUCUGGAUUACAACAAUUUCGACUCCAUUCCGCCGGAUUUCUUCGACGGGCUUGUUAAUUUGCAGAUUCUGGCAUUGGAUUCCAACCCUCUUAAUGCUUCCACCGGCUGGUCACUGCCAAAUCAGCUGCAAGAUUCAGCUCAACUGAACUCUCUUUCCUUGAUGAACUGUAACUUGGCCGGUCCAUUGCCAGAUUUUCUAGGUAAUAUGUCUUCUCUGACUAGUUUGAAACUUUCUUUCAAUCGGAUUUCUGGGGGUAUUCCGGGAAGCUUUAGCAACUCCAUGGUGCAGACUUUGUGGUUGAACGAACAGUCUGGUGGGGGGAUGACUGGCCCAAUUGAUGUAGUUGCUUCAGUCGCGUCCCUCACUAGCCUGUGGCUCCAUGGCAACAAAUUUUCAGGUAAAAUCCCUCAGGCCAUUGGUGAUUUGACUUCUUUGAAGGAUUUCAAUGUGAAUAGCAAUGAUCUUGUUGGCUUGUUACCUGAUAGCUUGGCUGAUAUGGUAUUAAGCAAUUUAGAUUUGAACAAUAAUCAGUUUAUGGGUCCUGUUCCCAAUUUCAAAGCUGUUAAUUACUCUUACAGUUCAAACAAUUUUUGUCAAUCGGAUGUUGGAGUUCCUUGUGCCCCGGAAGUUAUGGCACUGUUAGAAUUCCUCGACGCCGUGAAUUACCCGGCGAGGCUUGUUUCUUCGUGGUCCGGUAAUGAUCCUUGUAAUGGACAAUGGUUGGGGGUGAGUUGUGAUGCCAAUCAGAAGGUUAAUAUUAUAAACAUGGUCAAGUAUAACCUUACCGGCGCCUUGAGUCCUUCAAUUGCCAACCUAGACUCCCUUACUCAAAUUAAACUUGCAUCGAAUCACCUUAUUGGUCCAAUUCCGGCCAAUUGGACUAGCUUGAAAUCCUUGAUCCUGUUGGAUGCAAGUGGCAACAACCUUUCUGCUCCAUUGCCCAACUUCAGGGGCUCGGUUAAACUUGUCUUGGAUAAUAAUCCUUUACUGAAUUCUAAUAAGCCCGAGCCAAUCCCUUCACCGGGAAAGAACCCGCCAGCUGGGGGUUCACAAUCCCCUCCUAACAGCCAAUAUUCACCAUCCGCGGGGACAACUACUAAUCACACCCAUCCUAAGAAACCAACUGAAGAGGAAAGGUCGUCCAAGAAGUCUAAAUUAUUCGUUUUUUUGGCCCCAGUUGCGAUUUUGGCAUUGCUGGUCGUUUUCGUGGUUCCCCUCUUUGUUUACUGUUUCAAGAAGAGAAAGGACACCUUCCGGCAUCCAACUUCUCUUGUUAUUCACCCUAGAGACCCCUUUGAUUCGGACAAUGUUGUUAAGAUUGCAAUUGCAAAUAACAACGUUGGAAAUGUUUCUACGGUAACUGGAAGUGGGUCUGGGAGCAGACACAGUAGUGGAAUGGGUGAUUCACAUAUCAUUGAGGCUGGUAACUUGGUCAUAUCAGUUCAAGUUCUUCGGAAUGUGACUAAAAAUUUUGCUCCAGAAAAUGAGCUGGGCCGUGGCGGUUUUGGAGUCGUUUAUAAGGGAGAGUUGGAUGAUGGAACAAAAAUAGCAGUGAAACGAAUGGAAGGUGGUGUGCUUAGUAGCAAAGCUUUGGGUGAAUUUGAAGCUGAAAUUGCUGUUCUUUCAAAGGUUCGUCACCGUCAUCUGGUAUCUCUCCUCGGAUAUUCUACCGAAGGCAAUGAAAGAAUUUUAGUGUACGAGUAUAUACCUCAAGGAGCCCUCAGCAAGCACCUCUUCCACUGGAAGAGCUCGAAAUUAGAACCUCUGUCUUGGAAAAGAAGGCUAAAUAUUGCCUUGGAUGUGGCUAGGGGUAUGGAGUAUCUUCAUAGUCUGGCUCACCAGAGCUUCAUACACAGAGAUCUUAAAUCUUCAAAUAUUUUACUUGGUGAUGAUUUCAGAGCCAAAGUUUCAGAUUUUGGAUUGGUGAAACUCGCUCCUGACGGGGAGAAGUCUGUAGUAACCAGGCUUGCUGGCACUUUUGGAUAUCUGGCACCAGAGUAUGCCGUUAUGGGUAAAAUUACAACCAAAUCUGAUGUCUUCAGUUUCGGUGUCGUGUUAAUGGAGCUGUUAACCGGUCUGAUGGCACUUGAUGAGGACAGACCUGAGGAAAGCCAGUACCUGGCGGCAUGGUUCUGGAAAAUCAAAUCAAGUAAAGAGAAGCUUAUGGCUGCCGUGGAUCCAGCCCUCGACAUCAAAGAAGAAACAUUUGAGAGCAUCUCUAUCAUUGCAGAACUUGCAGGCCACUGCACUGCAAGGGAACCAAACCAACGCCCUGAUAUGGGCCAUGCCGUGAAUGUCCUAUCCCCUCUUGUUGAGAAAUGGAAACCGAUAGACGAUGAUACUGAGGAGUACUGCGGUAUUGAUUACAGUCUUCCCCUUAACCAAAUGGUGAAGGGGUGGCAAGAAGCCGAAGGAAAGGACUCCAGUUACUUGGACCUAGAGGACAGCAAGAGUAGCAUACCAUCAAGGCCUACUGGAUUCGCCGACUCCUUCACCUCAGCUGAUGGCAGAUGAAAAGAGGUGCUCUUCUUCUUUCAAUGUGACACGUUUGUUCGGUAGGCGAGCAGCAUUUUUAUUACAGU
Diospyros lotus (date-plum) is the source of this 3418-nucleotide messenger RNA. Its product is annotated as receptor protein kinase TMK1-like. The transcript is spliced from 2 exons. The coding region runs from base 483 to 3350 and encodes 955 amino acids. The record is from RefSeq and is a predicted model, not a curated record. Gene Ontology annotation, molecular function: protein kinase activity; ATP binding; protein binding. NCBI's taxonomy places the organism in Eukaryota, Viridiplantae, Streptophyta, Magnoliopsida, Ericales, Ebenaceae. Gene Ontology annotation, biological process: protein phosphorylation.